Molecule: messenger RNA, 1152 nt
Organism: Chlorella variabilis
Lineage: Eukaryota; Viridiplantae; Chlorophyta; Trebouxiophyceae; Chlorellales; Chlorellaceae
Exons: 9
Coding region: 1-1152 (383 amino acids)
Source: RefSeq, a predicted model, not a curated record
AUGAGAGCCGCCGGGGCCCUCGCCCUGGCACUCGCCGCCUGCGCAGUGCUGCCUGCGCACGCCGCCCAGGGCAGGUCGCUCAACCAGGUUCCAGAGCGCCAGCGCGCCGGCGUCUUGGAUCCAUCCACUGCAGCCGAGGAGCCAAUCCUCACCACCGCCAUCUCAGUAGGCGAGGAGACCACGGCCUGCCAGACCUUCUCUCCCUACACGCUCGAGUGGGGCUACUCCCGCUCCGCAGUCGACUAUGGCGCCAACGGCACCAGCCAGCCCGACCUGAGCGACGUGCAGGCCCUGAUAGCGCGCAUCUGCCGCAGCCCCGCGGCGGCAGGCUCCCGGAUCAUGUCUGCCGUCCAGGCGGGAGGCCCCGAGGCGCAGAGCGCGGUGUAUGCCCUCCUCAAUGCCGACUGCCCUGACGUCCUGGAUGCGGGCAGCGAGACCUACAGCGCCGCCAUCGACGCCGUCACCAGCGGUGACCCCGCAGACCUGCCGGCCGUGGCAGAGUGGUUCACCAACCUGGCAGAGGCGGCGGACGCCGUCGGCAUCCCUCUCUGCGCCUCGGCGGCAGUCAUUGACCCCACCACCGGAGAGCUGCUUCAGGAGGAGUUUUUCCACACGGGGGCAGCAGGGCCUGCCGAGUCCCCACAAGGCGCCGACGGCGCCGCCAUCCUCACCACCUCCAUCUCCUUUGUGGACACUGUGUCCUGCGAUGUGUUCGACCCUGACCUCUUCACCUGGGUCACAAACUACACCGCCGAGCCGCUCGUCGCCACCAACACCACCAAGCCCCCGGCCAGCCUUGUCGGGGCUGUGAUGGACCAGAUCUGCAGCGAUCCCGUGACUGCCGGCGACCAGCUGCUGGCGGCGGUGCAGGCGGGAGGCCAGGAGGCACAGGUGUGGGUCGAUGCCCUGCUCACCGCAGACUGCCUGGAGAACCCCAGCUCGCCCAACGACGCCUACCAGCAAGCCAUCAACACUCUGAACCCCGAGGGCGACCCCACAGACCUGCCGGCAGUUGCCAGCUGGUUUUCCAACAUGGCGGCGGCGGCCGACGCCGUCGGCACGCCAGUCUGCCUUUCGCUGGCUGUGGUGAACGAGGGCACUGGCGAGGUGCUGGAGAAGAGGGAUUUCUUCACUGGCGACACCGCCGCUUAG